Neomonachus schauinslandi (Hawaiian monk seal) is the source of this 3858-nucleotide messenger RNA. It is a transcript of the gene CLPX, whose product is annotated as caseinolytic mitochondrial matrix peptidase chaperone subunit X. Gene Ontology annotation, molecular function: ATP-dependent protein folding chaperone; zinc ion binding; ATP binding. The coding region runs from base 212 to 2113 and encodes 633 amino acids. The record is from RefSeq and is a predicted model, not a curated record. Gene Ontology annotation, cellular component: mitochondrial matrix. The transcript has 14 exons. Gene Ontology annotation, biological process: protein catabolic process; proteolysis; protein folding. Lineage: Eukaryota; Metazoa; Chordata; Mammalia; Carnivora; Phocidae.
GAGGGAGGGAGGGGGGUUAAGUGUCUACUGAGUAGACGGCAGUCGGGUACGAAGAGCGCGAAGGCCUGGCUGCCAGGCGGGUGAACUCUGCACUGAGCCUAGGGUCGGCGGGAGGGUCCGGGGCCAAGUUAGCGCGCCCUGCGAUUAGGAGUCGCACCGCUGAGACCCGGAGGGCAGCAGGGGGCAAAGCCCCGGCGUAGGCCCAGCGGAGAUGUCCGGCUGCGGCGCUUGUAGUUGCGGCGCGGCGGCCGCGCGGCUCAUCACCUCUUCGCUCGCCUCCGCGCAGAGAGGUAUCUCUUGUGGUCGCAUUCAUAUACCCGUUUUAGGAAGGCUCGGGACCUUUGAAACUCAGAUUCUACGAAGAGCUCCCUUUAGAACCUUUACAGAAACACCAGCAUACUUUGCAUCAAAAGAUGGGAUAAGUAAAGAUGGCUCUGGAGAUGGAAAUAAGAAAUCAGCAAGUGAGGGAAGCAGUAAAAAAUCAGGCUCUGGGAAUUCAGGGAAAGGUGGAAACCAGCUGAGGUGUCCUAAGUGUGGCGAUUUGUGCACUCAUGUAGAGACCUUUGUGUCAUCCACCCGCUUUGUGAAGUGUGAAAAAUGUCAUCAUUUUUUUGUUGUACUAUCUGAAGCAGACUCAAAGAAAAGCAUAAUUAAAGAACCUGAAUCAGCAGCAGAAGCUGUAAAAUUGGCAUUCCAACAGAAACCACCUCCUCCCCCCAAGAAGAUUUAUAACUACCUCGACAAGUAUGUUGUUGGCCAGUCAUUUGCUAAGAAGGUGCUUUCGGUUGCUGUGUACAAUCAUUAUAAGAGAAUAUAUAACAAUAUCCCAGCUAAUCUGAGACAGCAAGCAGAGGUUGAGAAGCAGACGUCCUUAACACCUAGAGAGUUAGAAAUAAGAAGACGGGAGGACGAGUACAGAUUUACAAAAUUGCUUCAGAUCGCCGGAAUUAGUCCACAUGGUAAUGCUUUAGGAGCAUCAAUGCAGCAACAGGUAAAUCAACAAAUACCUCAGGAAAAACGAGGAGGUGAAGUGUUGGAUUCUUCCCAUGAUGACAUAAAACUUGAAAAGAGUAAUAUUUUGCUGCUUGGACCAACUGGGUCAGGUAAAACUCUGCUGGCACAAACUCUAGCUAAAUGCCUUGAUGUCCCUUUUGCUAUCUGUGACUGUACAACUUUGACUCAGGCUGGAUAUGUAGGUGAAGAUAUUGAAUCUGUGAUUGCCAAACUGCUCCAAGAUGCCAAUUACAAUGUAGAAAAAGCACAACAAGGAAUUGUCUUUCUGGAUGAAGUAGAUAAGAUUGGCAGUGUGCCAGGCAUUCAUCAGUUACGGGAUGUAGGUGGAGAAGGCGUUCAGCAAGGGUUAUUAAAACUACUAGAAGGCACGAUAGUUAAUGUUCCAGAAAAGAAUUCCCGCAAGUUACGUGGAGAAACAGUACAAGUUGAUACAACAAACAUCCUGUUUGUUGCCUCUGGUGCUUUCAAUGGCUUAGACAGAAUCAUCAGCAGGAGGAAAAAUGAAAAGUAUCUUGGAUUUGGAACACCAUCUAAUCUGGGAAAAGGCAGAAGGGCAGCAGCUGCUGCAGACCUUGCCAACCGAAGUGGAGAAUCAAAUACUCACCAAGACAUUGAAGAAAAAGAUCGAUUAUUACGUCAUGUAGAAGCCAGAGAUCUCAUUGAAUUUGGCAUGAUUCCUGAGUUUGUGGGACGGUUGCCUGUGGUAGUUCCUUUGCAUAGCCUUGAUGAGAAAACACUUGUACAGAUACUGACUGAGCCACGUAAUGCUGUUAUUCCUCAGUACCAGGCCUUAUUCAGCAUGGAUAAGUGUGAACUGAAUGUUACUGAGGAUGCUUUGAAAGCUAUAGCCAGAUUGGCACUAGAACGAAAAACAGGUGCACGAGGUCUUCGGUCCAUAAUGGAAAAGCUGUUACUAGAACCAAUGUUUGAAGUUCCUAAUUCUGAUAUUGUAUGUGUGGAGGUUGACAAAGAAGUAGUAGAAGGGAAAAAGGAACCAGGAUAUAUCCGGGCUCCAACGAAAGAAUCCUCUGAAGAAGAGUAUGACUCUGGAGUUGAAGAAGAAGGAUGGCCUCGCCAGGCAGAUGCAGCAAACAGCUAAACUGUCAGACUUCUGUCCUGUAUAUAAAACUUUUCCUUCUUUUGUUUAUGAUCGUAACUGUUUCUGCAGUCUGACAUUAAAAGCAUUGGAUCUCUCUUGGAUAUCAUACAUGGUCAAAAGCCUUUAGGAUGUAAAAAUCAGAUCAUGUAUAUUAUGUAACAUCACAUUGAUUUAUACAGAGGACAUUAUGUGGACUUUAAUGAUACAGUGUUCAGAGAUAAAAUGUACAUUAUUUUGGUUCAGUUUUUUAAAAAUAUGCUUUAACAAAAUUCUUAGGAGUUCCUUUAAGCAAUGCAAGUGUUGCAAUAACUGGAUUUUACAAUAAUGUUACUCUACAAAUGGGAAAAUAAAUUCUUUAAAAUUAAAAUCGGGAUACCAUUUUUUAGUUUAACCUUUUUCUACCCAUAUCUGUUACCUGAAAAUAUUGGAAUUUUAUUCAUCUUAAAAAUUGGAAUAUGUGGGUCUCCAAGUAGUUAAAAAUUUCAUGGAAAAAGUACCCUGAAGAACCAUAUUUUGCUGAUUUAUUUAGCUGUGUUCCUAGUCUUAUCUGCUAAUGCAUGAUAUCAACUUCCCAAUUGAUACUAUAGAAAAGGCCAUUCCCUUGCUGAUUUGUCUGAUUUAUUUUCCAUCCUUGAUCCAUUUUAGUACGAUGAGUACGGCAGAUGGAAUUGACGUCUGCCUUAAAUCUUCAGGAAAAGAUCAUCUAAUUCUAAAAGUAGCAUGCAGCAUCAUAGUAAUGGCCAUGUGCUAAACUACCCUGCACUUACCUAAAGUGCUGAGCUAGUUUUAUUUUGGUUUUUUUGGUGCUGGAUAUCUGUCUAAUUCCUUGGUGUUGUAGAACAUUGAAGAAAAUCUAUGCUUUGCUCUCAGCAGAAAUGAAUGUGUUCACACUAAAAUUUAAGUUACUAACCUCCAUUAUAAAACAAAACUAAACAGUAGGGGAAAUUUGGAGGGGCUUAACAAUGAAAGUUAUUUCAUUUGAUUUUAUAAAUAUUAAAGUAUUUGGGUGCCUUUUAAGCUUAAUGAUGAUACAAGUUUCUGUACUGUGUGUUCAGUUCAACCUCAUUUGAAAUUGUUUAAAUCGAAGUACAUUUAAAUACUUGUUUCCGUUAUUUGGUUUAUAGACUCUUGAGUUUUCCUUUUACCCCCUUUUUCUUAGGAAAAGAACUUUAAGCUAUUAGCAAAUUCUAAAUCCUAUUGAUGAAAAAUUGGGCUUUCUAUGAUAUAAUAAGAGAUGUGAGAUAUCUAUUUAUGGCUGGGUAGGACCAGAAAUGCACUUCUGCUGAGUGAUUAAGCCUGGUUGCUAUAAAAUGGAACAGAAGCAGGUAUCCUUUUUAGUCUCUAUUAAUGGUUACAGUUCUUUUCAGGAAGUCUUUCAUAUUAUAACUCUUCAUUAUCUUUCUCUUAUAGCAUCAUCGUUUUCCUUUUUGUAGAGUGAAAAUUGGAGUAGCUACUAAAUAUAUUAAGGGUAAUCCUCCAGAAAUGGACUGGGAGACAUUUUAGUCACAACAACUUACAUUUGGUUUUGGAAGUUGUUAACAAAGCCUAAUUGAUGUUUUUAAAUCAAACAGAGUAUAACUACAAUUUGUAUCUUGAAACUUAUGUUUUGGCAUUUGAAUAAAACAAAAGUACUAAAUGAAAGCCAGUGUGGUGGUAUAUCCAUAUGCAGUGCCAUUUUUAAAAGGAUACAGUUAUGGGCGCCUGGGUGGCUCAGUUGGUUAAGCGACUGCCUUCGGCUCAGGUCA